AUGUCCAAGCAAAAGGUGGUAAUCCUGUCCCCGUUCCCAAUCUCCGAGGAAGCCCGGGAGCGAUGGCGCCGGAAAUUCCCAAACUUCGACUUUAUCUUCCAUUUGAAGACUUGGGGAGAACCUAGGGCCGUGGAAACAGUCCCCGACGAGGACUGGAAAAAGACUGUCGCUCUCUUCACCCCGUCGGCCUUGCCCGCGCCAGAGCAAGUCCCGAAGCUUCAAUUUGUCCAACUGAGUAGUGCGGGGGCAAAUAUGAUCAUUAAUCACCCUCUCUACAAAGACACAAACAUCACCUUCACUUCCGCCAAAGGCGCCUAUGAUCCCCAGAUUGCUGAAUGGGCCGUGUCGACUUUUAUCGGAGUUAGACACCAUCUCUAUCGGUAUCACGAGCAGCAAAAACAACGCCUUUGGAAUAGGAUCCUUGAUCCAGUGCCUAGCUCGGUUGGCCAGACUGUUGGCAUAUUGGGUUAUGGGAGCAUCGGCCGGCAGGUCGCAAGGGUCUCCCAGGCUCUUGGAAUCAAGGUCCAUGCCUAUACUCUCCACCCAAAGAAUACCCCGGAGAGCCGCCGUAGCGAAUCGGGUCUAGCAGAUAACCUUGGCGACCCUGAAGGGACCAUUCCGGAAAAGUGGUACUCCGGUACGACGAAGGAAGAGCUUCAUGAGUUCUUGGGGUCAGACCUCGAUUGGCUCCUCAUCUCGGUUCCUUUGACCGCAAAGACGAAGCACCUCAUUGCCCGUGAAGAACUCCAAGUCCUUUCCAAAAAGAGGGCAUUUAUCUCGAACAUUGCAAGAGGACCAAUCGUCCAAACUGACGAUCUCGUCGAGGCGCUGGAGAAUGGCUCGAUCGCCGGAGCAGCUCUUGAUGUCACUGACCCUGAGCCUCUACCCAAAGAACACCCCCUAUGGAACGCGCCAAAUACCAUCAUCACGCCUCAUAUCAGCGCAUUUUCUACUGCCGCUCCGGAUAGAGUCCUUCGGAUAUUUGAGUAUAACCUGGAGCAGCUGGUAGCGGGGAAGAAGCUUAUUAACAUCAUAGACCGAAAGGAAAAUUAUUGA
Penicillium chermesinum is the source of this 1056-nucleotide messenger RNA. RefSeq names its product D-isomer specific 2-hydroxyacid dehydrogenase family protein. The coding region runs from base 1 to 1056 and encodes 351 amino acids. Gene Ontology annotation, molecular function: NAD binding. The record is from RefSeq and is a predicted model, not a curated record. The transcript has 4 exons. NCBI's taxonomy places the organism in Eukaryota, Fungi, Ascomycota, Eurotiomycetes, Eurotiales, Aspergillaceae.